Messenger RNA from Prorocentrum cordatum, 595 nucleotides. The record is from the annotation of a GenBank genome assembly. Lineage: Eukaryota; Dinophyceae; Prorocentrales; Prorocentraceae.
CCGGUUUUCAGAAUGGGGCUCUCGCCUUGGCGCCGCGGACAUGCGUCUCGAAGUGUGCAGCAGUUGCAAGGAUGGAGGGUGGCCCGUUGCUUUCGCCUUGGCGCCGAAGACAUUGGUCUCCCCCCUUGCGUGGCACCUUUGUUUGCCCCCCUUCCGGCCCGAAAGCGACGUUCCUGAUCUCGUACUACGCGUUCAUCAGCAUCCUUCGCUCGCCGGCGCUGCCGGACAAGAAGCAGGUCGCGCUCCGCACCAACUUCACCGCUGUGGCCAGGCAGAUCGGCAAGGAGAGGGUGCCCGAGCAGGUCUGGAAGGAGGCCCUGAAGAUCGUGCCCCAGAUUGGCAACGAGCCGGCGGCCGGCGCUCUGAAGGAGGUCUGAAGGAUUCGCGGCGCGGAGAGGGCCGCGAGGUCGGCGCAGGUUGGCGACCGCGGGGCAAUUUUUUGCACCCCUGGGCCGAAUUCUGCGACGCCCCUAAAAAACGCGACCCCCAGUGCUCAGAAUUUUCAGGGCAGCCCUCCAACUUUUCGAGGGCCGCGGAGCGGUGCGACGGUCCGAGCGGGAAGCCGCCCGCUUGCACCCGCCCCCGCCGCCGGCGC